GAAGGCCCUAAGUCGACAGUAACGUGUUGCUUUAUGCAAUGUUGAUGAGGCCUUUUCAACUGUUGGUCUUGAGAUCGGCUUGGUUGGUAGUUCAUACCACCAUACCAACACUGGCAAAAGUUUCAGGCCCCCGACUGCCUAAGUAUGUAUUGUUUUGUUUUCAACCCUGGUUCAAUCGAUCAAUAGUUUUUUGUAGAAUUUACACUUCCCUUCAUAGGGAUAUGACUAUAUCGCGGUGUGAUCUUCCUAUUGGCCGUAUUUGGGGAACUUCAUCAGAGGGUCAGUUUUUUUUUCUUCAUGUUCGUUCAUCCAAAUUUUUCUCUAACUAUUUUCUUCUCUUCCUCCUCAAAAUUCAUAUACAGUGUCUGCAGGAAUUCCACUAAGUAUUCGUUCAGAAAUUCUUCCGGUAUUGUAACUAUAAGUUGCUGUAGAUAAUUUCUCAGAGUUUCUUUUACUAAAUAUUCCUUGAGUAAAUCCUCGUGAAUUCUUCCAGAAUUUCCUUUAAAAAAUCUCCUCUGCAGAAAUGUCUCUAUGAGUUCUUUCAACAACUACUUCAGCACUUCAGAAUUUUCCCAAGAUUUUUUUUUCAGUAAUACCUGCUUACAAAAUUUCUGUAGGAGGGGUCCGUAAAAAAGCUCAAUAGGACAGAUCGGUGAAGUACUAGAUUUGUAGCAAUGAGCUGUAUGGUGAGAAGGUCAAUUCUCCGUUUUUGCAAUGAAAUGGUGCCAAAAGCGUGGGUAUUAUGAUUCCUUGCCUAAUUUGAUGCUGUUUGAGCAAAACUUUGGGCAACAGUGUUGUUGUUUCCUCCAUUUGUUGCAACACAAACAACAUAGUUAUCCAAAGUUUUGCUCAAACAGCAUCAAAUUAGGCAAGGAAUCAUAAUACCCACGCUUUUGGCACCAUUUCAUUGCAAAAACGGAGAAUUGACCUUCUCACCAUACAGCUCAUUGCUACAAAUCUAGUACUACACCGAACGUGUCCCAUUAUAUGUCUUGUAACUGUUUACGUAAGCCUAGGUAGGGUCUUGUACCAUUUGGGCAGGUGUACCUAUUUUGGGCACUUGCCGCUAUAACUAAGUCAAUUUCAAACCGAUUGAUUUGAAUUUUUGUACAGAGUUAGAUACUGUACGUGGCUAACUCUAUACAAAAUUUCAAAUCAAUCGGUUUGAAAUUGACUUAGUUAUAGCGGCAAGUGCCCAAAAUAGGUACACCUGCCCAAAUGGUACAAGACCCUAGUUGAUGCGAUUCUAAACCAGCAACUUCUGAAAAUGUCGUUUUUAAGUCCAUUUUUUACUGUUUGUUGAUUGAUUAUUCUAACUAAUAAAUUUUCGAAUUAACUGCUAAAUCGAUGUAAAAAGAAGAAAUAUGUUGGUUGUUCCAUGGGUUUAAUAGUAUAUUUUCUUAAUAUAUAAAUGUUACUAUAAAACUCUUAUAAACGAAAAUUAUUCAGAAAAUUAUACAUUUCGUAACUUUUUGUUACAAAAUUACAAAGUGCAGUGGACCUGGUUUGAUGGUUAAAACCCGUGAAUGUCACGCCGAGGACCUGGGUUUGAAUCCCACUCCCAACGUACUCGCACAAUGUGAGUUCUUUUUUCGGACGGGAAGUAAAGCUGUAGGCGUAGAUCCCCGAGAUGGACUAGCCCCAGGCUUAACAUCUCGAGAUAAAAUAUUACAAAAAAUAAAACACUUAAUACAUAAAUACGCAAGAUUGAAUGAUACACAAGCAUACAUUCCGAUGAAAACGACAAAUUUUACUCGAAACCUUAGAAAACCCAACUCUAAUCCAUCCAGCUAUGCCGUCAUUCCACACACCACCUACAUGCAUACAAAGGAAAAAAAACCGCGUGAACUCCAAAAAGAAUCUGCCAAAAAACUAAAACACACACAACAAAAAUCGCUUCUUCAGCAUGAUGCCGAAAAACUGCAUCAUCCGUCUCGCGUGCGAACGAACGCAACGCAUGCGACCGGGCGGUGCUGUGGUGUGGUGACCCGACCAGACCACCGCACCGAUCUCUAGAUCUCUAGCCUCUCUCCUACAUGCAAGCGAUGCGAUGAUGACCGACCGGCAAUGCUAUACCUACGAGCAACGCUGAUGUUCGACGACAUCCUCCAGUCAGCCAAAAAAGUAGACACUCUAGAGCCGAUGCGAUGCGGGGGUGGUGUAUGUGAGUGGGAACUCGCCAGGAAGCCGGACGACACGCUGUGUAGGUAGUGGUCACACCAAUACAUACCGCCCUAGUAAACAUAAUACCUAGUAGUUGCGGAAAAAGUGAUGAUUUUUUUCGGCUUGCGUCCACGGAGAGGCAUGCGAAAUUUUUUUUUACGAUUUUUUCGAAAUCUCUAGUUGUUAGGCCCAGUGCGAUGCGGUGCUGGCGGCUGCCGCCGCGGCAGAUGAUGUUCUCGGCAGCAGUUCUACAUAUGUCUGACAUGCUCCCGCUUUCUUUUUAAUGGUCGCACACAUACGAGUCAAACGAUGAAAUCUAAUAAAGUGAGAUGAACAUUUUUUUUGUAUUGGUAUUUUUUAUGCAUUUAGGUUUUGCGAAAAUUAAAAAACCGACACAUGUCAUCAUAUCGAUGAUGGCACUGAAAGCUAUCGCUUUCUGGAAACUAUAUUAAAGUUACGUAACGGUUCCGGGGUUCAUACUGUUGUGGAAUCACUCAAAAUUCUUCAAAAUCUCGAUUGACACGAUCACUCAUCAUCGACUGGAGAUUAAGUUAGGUGCGAUGCGUUCCUUCACCAAAGAAUGAGGCAAAAAAUCCAAUCACUUUCCUGUUUUCGAAACGAAGAAAAAAUCCCAGGUAGACGUUCAUCGUCGUCAUCAACUUGCGAGAUUUGCGAGAGAAGUGUGGCUGUACCGUGCCGUGCAGUCUCUAGAAUAACAGAGAUUGCACUCCAUGGAGUCCGACUCCGACGAAGUCCCUCUCAAUGGACUGAAGAGGGAUGCUGGAAACCUCACCGGUCACUCAGAGAUCUCUCGGCCAGCAGGGCUGGUAGCGAGUCACCUUUUGAUGACUUGGUUUUCAUUUUUGCCUGUUAUAAGAAUUAUCAUAAUGCGUACAAUCCAUCUGAAUUGUUUUGCCUUGAUUUCAUCGUAAAUAUGGGCCUGUCCAUAAACUAUGUAGACUCUUGAGGGAAGUUAGGUGGUUUAACUAAAGUAAUCCACAAUUUUUAUUUGGACUAAAGUAAGUCUACAAGUGGGGAUGUCUGAGAUAGCCAGAAGUGAGUCUACGAAGUUCAUGGACAGCGCCUCAGUGGAGCUCAAGAACUUACCGGUCAGACAAAGACCGGAGUGUCCUCUGCAGUAUGUAUAAGUCGUCUCUAUUCAACUCGGUCUAUGGCUGUGCGUCUUCAGUCACAACCUCUGCGAAGGGUCCGUAUAUCGUCCUCUACUUGAGCUAUCCAUCUAGCUCGCUACGCAUCACGUCUUCUUGUACCGGUCGCAUUGCUCUCUGGAACCAUUUCAAUCGGUUUGCUAUCCAACAUCCUAGUGAUGUGAUCCACCCACCGUUGCCUCCCGAUUUUCGCGGUGUAGACGAUGGUUGGUUCUCUCAGGCAACUUGUGGUUCAUUCGUCUUCUAAAAACCCGGCUUCCAUCUGCACUCCACCGUAGAUGGUUCGCAGCACUUUCCGUUCGAAAACUCCAAGGGCGCGUUGGUCCUCUGCACGUAUAGUUCAUGCUUCGUGCCCAUAGAGGACCACCUUCCAACCAGCGUUUUGUAGAUGGUUAACUUCGUGUGAAGGUGAACUUUGUUCGAUCGUAGAGUCCAAAGUUACCUAGAUUUCCUGCCGCAAUGCGUCUCUGAAUUUCUCUGCUGGAGUCGUUGUCAGCGGUCACUAGUGAGCCCAAGUACACGAAUUCAGGGCGGCGGCCGCGGUAAUCCCUCCCUUUUGUGCCAUCAUGUACUUUGUCUUCGACACAUUAAUGACUAAUCCUUCAUUAUUUAGUCGGAUGUAUGUCAUCUUCGUUCUCCUUAUUACACCCUCUAAAUCAAUGUUAAACAACAAGCCCUUACCAUGUGUCAUACGUUGAUUCAAAAUUGAUGAAUAAGUGAUGCUUGCCAACGAGUGACGAACGAAAAGAAUGCCGCCAGAAGUCGAACGCUAGUGGCCGGUACCCGGCAGAACAGAGAGCGGUACAGGGUUGCAAGAGCAGAAGAGAAACGAAUCCACCGCAGGAAAAAACGGCAACACGAAGAGAGUGUUAUUGCUGAAGCGCAGGAAAGUAUGGACAGGAACGAUAUGCGGAGGUUUUAUGCAACUGUCAAUGCCGCGUGGCACAAGACUGUGCCAGUGCCCGCCAUGUGCAAUGACCGGGAAGGGAAUUUGCUGACAGAAAAAACAAUGGUGACAGCCAGGUGGAAGGAGCACUUCGAAGAUUUGUUGAAUGGUAGCAGCGAAGGAGCACCCAGGAACAGGAUUAACAUAAUGGAUGACAGUCAAGUAGUGGAACCACCAACACUGGAUGAGGUUAAAAAGGCCCUAAAAGAGCUGAAAAACAGCAAGGCUGCUGGGAAGGACGUGAUCCCGGUCGAACUUCUUAAGCACGGAAGCGAGCAGCUACAUCAAUCAAUCCACCAGAUUAUUAUAAAGAUUUGGGAGGAUGAAGAAUUGCCCACCAGUUGGUUGAAUGGCCUCAUAUGCCCAAUCUACAAGAAAGGGCACAGACUGGAGUGUGCCAAUUACAGAGGGAUUACCCUUUUAAAUUCGGCGUAUAAGAUACUGUCGCGUGUCCUGUUCAACAGACUGCGACUUCUUGAGGAGUCCUUCGUCGGCAAAUACCAGGCUGGUUUUCGUGAGGGCCGAUCAACGACGGAUCAAAUGUUUACCCUGCGGAUGAUCCUAGAUAAAUUUCGGGAAUAUAACUUGCAGACUCACCAUCUGUUCAUUGGUUUUAAAGCAGCGUACGAUUCAGUGAAAAUAAAUGAGCUUUGGCAGAUAAUGUCAGAACAUGGUUUUCCGGCGAAACUAAUUAGGCUGAUACGCGCAACGCUGGAUGGAUCAAAAUCAAGUAUUCGGAUCGCGGACGAAGUGUCUACGUCGUUUGUGACCUUGGAUGGAUUGAAGCAGGGGAUGCUCUUUCAAAUUUAUUGUUCAACAUUGCACUCGAAGGAGCGAUUAGGAGGUCAGGCGUGCAGAGGAAUGGCUCUAUCAGCACACGGUCGCACAUGCUCCUCGGUUUUGCGGACGAUAUUGAUCUCAUCGGCAUCGAUCGUAGGGCAGUGGAGGAAGCUUAUGCUCCUCUGAAGAGAGAGACAGCGAGGAUAGGCUUGACGAUUAACUCUACCAAGACGAAGUACAUAAUAGCGGAUAGAGGCAGAAGCAGGCCUAGUGGUGUUAGUGUUGAGGUAGUGAUUGAUGAGGAAGUGUUUGAAGUUGUUAAAGAAUUUGUUUAUCUUGGAACACUUGUGACAUGUGACAAUGACGUUUCCCGUGAAGUGAAAAGGCGUAUUGCAGCUGCGAAUAGGGCCUUUUACGAAGAUGGUGCUCUACUAUACGCUCGGCAUUGGAGUAAAGUUACUUUGUAGCCAACAAGGUAUCAAGGUAAGGUAGGAAUAAGUGAUGUGUGGGUACGUUGUAUUCGCGGCAUUUCUGCAACACCUGGUGGAAGACGAAUAUUUCUCUGAUACUUUUUCAAAAUGACGUAUAAUACACGCCAAUCCUAUGUUGAUGCGUCGUUUUGAAAAAGUAUCCGAGAUUUAGUCCGUUGUAGCGCGUUUUCUAUGAAGCCAUCCUGAUAUAUUAUCCCACGAACUCUCUUGCAAUCGGUGAAAGAUAGCGGCAUAAAGUUUGAGAAACUACUUUGUAGACAGCGCUCAGUAGUGUGAUCGCGCGGUAGCUCCCGCAAUCCAUGGGACACCGCAUGAUACCUUCCAUCAAUUCGUCUGGUAAUAUUUCGUCAUCCCAAAUCAUGGUGACCAAGUGUAGUGCUCUCACUAGUGGUUCUCCACCGUAUUUUAGAAGCUCGCUUGGUAGUUAAUCUACUCCAGUGGUUUGUUGUUUUUCAAUCAGCCAACCUCCUCCUUAAUCUCUUGGUGGUUAGGAGCUGGAAAUCUUGCGUUCUGCAAACGUAUUCCUAGAUCUGUUACCACGCCACAUUCAGUGCUUGCUGCAUAGCCAUUAAGGUUUUCAUCGCAAUGCUGCCGCCACCUCUCGAGCGGUUCAGCUUCUCGUACAACUUCCGUGUGCUUAGCGAAGUACAGUUCCUCUUUCGCUUCGCGAUCUCGUUCUUCCUGCUGGCGCUUCUUCCUUCGGAAAAAUUAAGUUCUGCCUGUUCCGCGCUUGUCUAUAACGUAUCUCAUUCGCCCUCGUAUGGUGUUGCAACAUUCUCGCCCAUACUGUAUCCUUCUCGUUUUUGAAUUGUUCACAUUCACCAUCGUACUAAUCGUUUUGUGACUUGGGGUCGCGAAGCCUAGUGGUGCAGCCGAGGUACUACCUAUGACGGAUUGGAUGUCCCUCCAGCCAUCUUCAAGUGUAGCUGCGCCAAGCUGCUCUUCCGUUGGAAGGGCCACUGCUAGCUACUGCGCGUAGUCUUGAGCCACUUCUACGUUACGCAGCUGCUCGAUGUUGAGCCGUGGCGUACGACUUUGACGCGUGGUAAUAACUUUCGAAGGUUUUGAACGCAUAUAGUGAUCCAAAUAUAUAUUCGCACUGCGGUAUGCGCGGACAUUGGUUAUAUCUGAGAGGAAUUCUCCCGAUUAGGACGUGGUCGAUUUGGUUUUCUUUUUGAUGGUCAGGUGAUCUCAAGGAGGCUUUACGUAUGUCUUUGCGGGGGAAGAAAGUUCUUCUGACUACCAUACCAUGGGAGGCUGCAAAGUUUACGCAUCGCUGGCCGGUAUCAUUCGAUAGGCGCCGUCCACAAAUUACGUAACGCUCUAGGGGGAGGGGGGAGUACGGCCGAGCGUUACGGCCCAUACAAAAAUUUUAUGAUUUUCAUACAAAAUAGCGUACCCUCCGGAGGGGGGGUCAAAAAAUCUCGAUUUUAGCGUUACGUAAUAAAUGGAUGCUGCCAUACGGCGUACAGGCUGUUUCGCCCGAUUUCCGGUCUGUACAUUUCCUCCCUUCCUACCUGCGCGUGCAUGUCGCCGACAACGAUUUUCAUUUUUGAAGCAAUAGUUACUAGUCAUUAUUAUAAUAUCCCCACACAACCGCUACCAUCCCUGGUCCUCACGGUUCUCGUUCUGUCGUUCUUCCAUGGCCUUCUUCCUGGGCUCAGGUGGUCGGCAAGCAGCGAGCGGCGCAGCGGCGUUCCGUUCGUUUCCAAUUGGAUUGCGCUGUCUCUCUACAAUAACAGAGAGCGCUCGCCGCCGCUGCCGCGACCGUGUGCAAGCGAAAGUGCUCUAAAACAACACACCGAAGCAGGCCGCGGCGCGACGGCGUGAGAAUGAGUGCCCCGGCCGUCUUCGUCGUCGUCGUCGUUGUCGUCGGACCGCACGACACACACGGGGGACCAGUUUUUUGCUAGAGGACAACCGAGUUCAACCUCAUCCGUGAGUCCAACGUCGGCGCGUACGGGUGUGUUGUGCAUAAAAAAAGCCCCAAGUGGUCUUGUGUUUAUUUAACUUCUUUUUUUGGGAUAGAAAUUCUGGCAAAAUACUGGUUGUAUCGUGCGUUCUUGCGAAGAUUCGCUAAUUAGCUAAUCCAAUUCCGAGCAGUUGUCGCGCGAUAGUCUCCGGUGUCGCAGCUGGUGAACGUCGGUGAUCUUUGAUCCGGUGAUUGGAGGUUCUCCAAAAGCUGAAAAACUUCGAUUGAAAGCAUCUCCAGUAGCCCCGAAAAAAAUCCAGCCUCUAUCCGUUGUGAUCAGUGAAGGCAAAAAAAAAUAUGGUGUAGGAGAGCGAAAAAAGUGAAGGUAUCUUAUGAUGAAAAAAAUCAUGGCGUACAGCGCCACCACUACCAAAAAAACGAGAGCCCCGUGAGAUACAGGUUUAGUGUGUAGUAGGCUUUGCUUGCAUCAAGUAGUCCGAGAGAGUUUGCCAAAAUAGCCUGCUGCUGCGGCUGCCGCCGCCGCCCGGUUCAGUGUCACAACGCGCGCGCUCGUGAGUGACCACCAUUGAAAACAUUAUUUUUUGGCAAACUGUGUGAGUGACGUCACGUUCACGCCUCCACCCAUGUCGCCGCACCGUCCCACUGUUGAUAGUGCACAGUGGGGAAAAACGACAUAAAACAGCACUUAAUUAAAGAAUCAUUCAUUAAAUGCGAAAAAAUGUCCAUUCCAACGUUGUAGAAGUAAAGAGUAAAGUAAAGAUUUAAUAUUUUGACAAAAAGCAGGGUUUCAACAGGGAAAAAUGCACCGCUAAAUGUAACACGCCAAGAAAUAAGUGGUUCAAGUACUUCAUGCAUCAGGGUGAUUACGCGACGUUAUUAGCUGCCGCUCAAAGGAAUUAAUGCACAUUUGAAAGGUACGGUGCGCGGAAUGAAAGCGAAAGUUCUGGAGUUGUUUUGCUACUUCUAACUUGAGGAGAUUUGGCUGAAGAAGCAGAAGAAAAAGUGAAGACUAGUGCAUUGCCCGAGAGGGUCAGUGAGUGCGCAGCGAGUGCAUCCGAGCGGGUUACAAGUGAUCAUAUUCGAUUUGUGGAUUUGGAGGUCGGGUUGGGCGCCCAAAAUCUGCCAAGCUGGCUCCGGUUUUUGGACAACUGGUCAUCACGACGGCAGCGAGCGCGGUGGAAAAUGGCAAAAUUCCGCCACCGCCGACGGCUGCCGUCGUCCAGAUGAAGCGGGAGAAAAGUGAGGAGGCCGAGGAGCUGGACGUUAAGGUGAGUGAAUCGCGAUAUGAGUGGGGGAGAGUGGUGUUGAAAGAUCCUAAAGGCAAAUAAAGUCAUUUAACUACAGCUGUACGUCUGUACAAGCGUGGGUAAUCAACAAAACCAUGCUGAGGGUGACAGAUUCGAUACCCGGUCGGUCCAGGAUCUUUUCGUAAAGGUCAUAUUCUUGACCUCCUUGGUCAUAAGAGUCGUGACUGCGGUCAUUGGCAGAGGCAGCUCUCAGUUAAUAACUGAGGAAGUUCUCAUAGAACACCAAACAAAGAUGCAGGCUGAACUUCUCUGCAUCGCAUUUUACACUCCGUAUCCCCCACUAACUAGUCGGCGUACAAUACAAACAAAACAUCGACUGAACGGCUAAACGAAAAUAUCGCCAACAACAUUAGAGCGGCACUCCACGGUAAACGCCCGAAAAUGAAGAGAUGAAUAAAAAAAAACCUUUGCCGGGUCCCUUUCGAUUGGACCAACGAACCAAUCGGUCUGGACCAAAGCUUGGCAAAUAAAAAAAAAAGAGCGAAUGCAAUUUUUCGUAUGUUUUAUUGUUAUUGUUAUUUUUUGCGCUUCUCAUAUCAGAUUUUGUUAUUUUUAUACCUUGCUUGGUCCGUUCGUUUGUCCGUGCUGCUUGCUAAUCCUAUACGGACUUGUGUGUAUGGUUGCUCGGCCGGUAGCCAGUCAGUUCAAUUCGGUAUAGAGAAGAGCGAAAGGGAUUUGUUUGAGUAUAUGUAGACAUUGAUAGAGGAUACCGCCGACCCGCCUGUGCAAAGGGUUCAGGAGUGUUUUGAGGGGGUUCACUGUUUUAUUGCAAAUACAUCAAAUCAUGGUACCGUGAUUUGGGGUGUAAUUCACCACUUUUCACAGUUUUUGGCUUCGAAUUUUUGAAUAGUUAUCGAUAUGGUCAAAAACAAAGCUUUAAAACAUGUACGGCCACGGAUUUCAUCAGUCAACGAGGUUGAAGCUUUUACUGCAAACCAUUUUAUUGCAAUAAAUACCAUUUAAAAUAAAAAAAAUCAUCAUUCCAUGAAAAAAUUGAUCAUUUAGUGAAAUGUCUUUGUAAGCACUGAAAAUGAAUUUCCCAUCUGAAUUAACCACCCCAGAAUGCGAAAAGCUUUGUAAAACUUAUACAAGUUAAGUAAAUUCUUAAUUAUUCAAAUUUAAAGUUUAAUAAAGCUAUAGAAAGUGUCCAAAAGUAUGCAAUUUUAAUACUAAACAUGUCAUUACUUUAGCGAAAGUACAAUUUUAUGCAUAAAUAAUAAUAUUUAUAGAACUUUUGAUGACGAAAUCGGGUUUAGCGAUCACUUGGCAGCUAUAAACAUUCAUUCAAAUAUUUAUGCCAUGUGCGAUACAGCUACGGUAACAAAAGUUUGAAAGUGUCGUUGAAAUUCGCCAAACACGCAGUUUCGGAAAAUAUUAAAUUUAAUAGAGAAAUAUGUGACUAAUUAGCUGUAAAACAUGUAAACUCAUCAUUCAAUAACCCUUGAUCCAGAAGAUGGUCAUUUUCUACAAAUUGUUUAAGUUCAAAGCUUUAUUUUUAACACAUAAAAAUUGUCCUCACGUCGAUCAAUUUCACCCCACUGAUCAAUUUCACCCGAAAUCACGGUAAUUUAUUGGCACUUCUAUGGGUCCACCAAAUACGAGCGUAUUCAGCAAGACCCUGAGUCUCAGUUGGUUCAGCAACUUCUCGUAAUGGGAAUAUUUUUGGCUUUCCUAGCAGUAGCCUCGUGCAUAAAUGCAAAAUUGUUAAUUGUCGAGAAAGCUCUCAGUUGUUAACUAAAAUUGUAUGUUGUAAGGAUUUCCGAAGAAAUUCACAGAAUUAUUUUAAAUAAUCUUUAAAUUUAUGGAUACAUGAGUUUCAAAUUGCUUUGGUGGAAUAAUAAAACAUAAUUAAGUAGAUUUCAAUGACAAAUUUCUCACAUGCGGAGACAAAGACUUAACACUCAUGGUUGAGUAAUUUUAAAUUUUUCAGAGAAUUAGCUAAAAUAGCUUUGGCACAGCUCUUUAAGGACAAACGUCUUGAAAUCCCGCUUCAACAGUGCAUCAAAACUUCAUACGCACAAAUCUCAAGAAGCAAGCUUCAAACAAUAGUGCAUUUCAUUAUUCUGUUCUUGCUCACUUGUAAUAAGAUUAAAAUAAUAAGCUCAGGUGCGCUGGUUUUGUUUACGAAGAGAUUUGUGCGCUCAAAAUUGUGAGUAGGUGCCAAAGUCGGCCAUUGUGGCGGUCAUUUUGGGAUUCUAACUAGUCUGUCCUUAAAAAGAUCUGAUGAAGUUAGUGUGAGCAAUUAUAGUAAAAUUGCUGUACGAUUUGUUAGACCUUAAAGUGAAAGUUUGGGUAAAAUUUAUGAAUAUUCAUAAACUUUUUGGACAAAAUUUUGUAGAAUUCUUCUAAGAUUUCCAGUUGUAAUUUUUUAUAAGCCCUGCCCAACUAACAUUUUUGUUGUAUAAAUGUUUAAGAGAGCUUCAUUCCAAGAACGUUUGUUCCAUAAGCAGUUAUGCAGCUACUUUUCUUAGUAGGGUGUCCGUCAUUGAUGUUUUUUUCUGUGGCUUGGAACAAUGCACAAAACUUUAAAAAUGCUUCUUAAGUGCAUUUUUUAAGACAAGCCCUGACAGAUGAUUGAAAACACUACCGUACAUAAAACGAAUGGCCCAAAUGUGUACCAGUCGGCGUGACCUUUUACAACCCGACUGUUUAAACAUUUGCAAAAUUGCCGUUGGAAAUCGUCUGUAAGUCGACUGCGCAGUCUUAGGCUUUAAAACACGAGUGUUAUUAUUCACCCGACGUUUCGACACGAGGAUAGUGUCUCCCUCAGGGGGAAACUAAAUUUUAACGUUUUUGGUCGAAUGUUUUGUUCAACUUUAAUUGUCCCGUUUUGUUUCGUUUUUGGUACAUGACUUCGGAACCACUUAAACAAUUCAACGGUGUUUUGGUCCCCCCUUGCGGAAGACACUAUCUCCGUGUCGAAACGUCGGGUGUUUAAUAAAACUCGUUUUUUUUUAAGCCUAAGACUGCGCAGCCGUUAAUCUAUAGAGCAUUUGCAAAAUUUGUAUGAACUGUUGAUUUGUGUAUCGAGCCCUGAAGAUGGUCCAAAGGCUGAACCGAAACGUUGGCGAUGAUAGAAGAUUGAUCAACGCAAUUUGUUAGACUGAGAGCCGUAAAUUUCAGAAAGUCAACAAUCAUCCAGUUGAAACUUACAUUCCAAGUUUCUAGUAAGUUUUGCAUAUUUUCGACAGCAGUUCAACAAUUUUUAGUAAUAUUUACAGUUUUUCGAAAAAAUAUUGUCGAACAUAUGAUUUUUCAAACAUAGUUAGCUAUGUUUCCGUAUUUCUGUCUUUAUGUUUGAAACGAGUUGUAUAUAUAAGUAAUUUCACUGUUUUUGCGGAAUUUUAUCUGAGUUGUAAUUUUUGAGCACAUAUGUCGGAAAAAUUGAUUCAUUGGUUAAAUAUUUCUUCAGAAAAUGUCGAACUCCUGUCGGAAUUCCUAAAUGGCUUUCUAUCUAAAAAUAGGAGACACUUUUGUUCUAUUCAGAGUAAGCAAAGAAUUUCUUCAGGAAUAUCUUGAAAAUUAUCAAAUGUUAUUGAACGAGUUUUUUUUUCUUUUUGAGAAAUCCAUGGAUAUGAUAAAAAUUUCCUGCGCUUCUCAUUAAGUCUGCCUUAUGUACAUACAGAUAGCUGAUAAUGAAAGCUAGUUAAGGACGAGGUCGCUGGAGUUCAAAAAUGGCUGCCACAAUGGCCGUUUUUCGUCCCACUCGAUUUUUCUCGAGCACAAAACUGGAGAUCCAUCCAGUGUUGCGAAUACUCACUUGCGAAAAGUUAUACUCACUUGCUUCUAUCUCAGUCCAGAAGCAUACAAAUUGAUCUAGAAAAACUACUCGUUACUUGCUUUUUCUCAUUGAGUCUCAAACAGCAUUUACAAAUCAAUGCGUUUGCCGGGUCUUCGGAUUUGUGCUCCAGAAAAUCCGAUGCAAAAUGCACUGUUUCGAGUGCGAGCACUGGCAACCUUCACCAUCAUUUUAAUAAUCCCGCCUCUUAAAUCUCAAAUUUAAGACUUAAGAAGGGCAACUAAUUAUCUUGGAAGAACACAAUAUCCACUGCACUACUGCUUAAAUUAGCGCAGUAACAUGUGACGAUGGUGUAAUCAUUUUUUUUUAAAUAAAUUCUUGCUGUGAUUUCCCAUGAUUUUCUGUUGGGAUUCUUCCAUUAUUUUUUUUCCGUUACUUGCUCCAAGAAUUCUUCCAGAGAUCUUCAUAUAUUUCUAAGAUUCCUCCAAUAAAAUUACUUUAGAAUUCUUCAGGAACUCCUGGUGGGAUUCAUCUAAAAAUUCUUGCUGGUAUUGCGGCAGAACUAUUCCGCAGAAUUCUUCGACUGGAACUCCUCUAGCGAUAUCCGAAUUUAUCCAAAAAAAUAUCUAGAGAUUUUACUAGGGAUUAUCAAAGGGAUUUCUCUUAGGUUACCUUCAGAAAUUAUUGCUGAGAUGUUUCUGGAACUCUGCCGGGGAUCCAUUCAAAGAUUUUUACGAAAAUUCCUUUAGAGAUUUCUCAAAAAAACUCUGUGUGGAUGCCUCCAGUUGUUUAUCCAGGAAUCCCUAUGGAGAUUUCCCCAGGAUUCUCCUGGAAAUAAUGCAACCCUUUUCUCCACUAGGACUCAUUCAGAAGGUGGUCCAGCUAUUCCCCCAGAACUUUUUGAGGAAUUCCUCCGUAGAUUUCUUCAGGAACUUUAUCUGAGAGAUUAGAAUAGGAAUUUCUCCAUUGAUUCUUCUAGGAAUUACUCCUGGGAUUUUUCCUUUAUUUUUUCUAGAGAAGCAUCUAGGGAUUACUUCGGAGAUUGCCGUAGAAAUUUCUUCAGAAAUUAUUCAUGGGAUUUAUCCGGAAACCCCCACAUGAACUCCUGUUUGGUUUGGUCCUGUAGUUCCUCGGGUUAUUUCUCCUCGAAUUCUUCCAGGGAUUUCUCCAGUGAUUUCUCUUGGUAUUCAUAGAGGUUUCCCUAAGGAUGUUUUCAUCUUGGUCACACAGUUAUGUUUUUGCAGUUUUUUAACUAAAACUGACAAGAGGUUUUCUUCACAUUUUUGGAAAUUGGGAAGAAGCCUAAAUUCAUAUAUCAGUCUAUGUUCCUUUAACGUGUGACGCAUACUACAGUUCAAAGUUACCGUUAAAGAUCGACGCUUUUUAGAAAGGUACACUUCGUGGCAUGAUCAAUCUCCCGGAACGUGAUUUCGAUGUCUUUAUUAAGAAGGAUAUGUUUCCAAGGGCAUUCUUACACGAGUAUGUUCUGGGAUUCCUCCACGUAUUUCUUCGUAGAUUCCUAUAGAAGUUUCGUAUGGGACACUUUUAGAAAAUCUCAAGGCAUUUGUCUAUGCAAUCCCAAAACUUAGGAUUGCCCAAGAAGUUCCUUCUGGAUUUCCUCUAGGUUAUCUUUUGGAAUUCUAUAAUAAAAAAAAAACGAAGAAAGAGCUUUUGGUCCCUGGGAUUUCUUCAGGAGUUUCUACGCGGAUUGAUCCAGAUCUCUCUCUCUCUCUUGUUGGCGUAACGUCCUCAUUGGGACAAAGCCUGCUUCUCAGCUUAGUGUUCUAUGAGCACUUCCACAGUUAUUAACUGGGAGCUUCCUCUGCCAAUGACCAUUUUGCAUGCGUAUGUCGUGUGGCAGGCACGAAGAUACUCUAUGCCCAAGGAAGUCAAGGAAAUUUCCUUUACGAAAAGAUCCUGGACCGACCGGGAAUCGAACCCGUCACCCUCAGCAUGGUCAUGCUGAAUACCCGUGCGUUUACCGCCUCGGCUAUAUAAG
This is a messenger RNA of Aedes albopictus (Asian tiger mosquito), 14527 nucleotides long. RefSeq lists its product as uncharacterized. The transcript has 2 exons. The record is from RefSeq and is a predicted model, not a curated record. Bases 4225 to 5244 code for a protein of 339 amino acids. Lineage: Eukaryota; Metazoa; Arthropoda; Insecta; Diptera; Culicidae.